This is a messenger RNA of Bemisia tabaci, 4764 nucleotides long. RefSeq names its product F-BAR domain only protein 2. Lineage: Eukaryota; Metazoa; Arthropoda; Insecta; Hemiptera; Aleyrodidae. The record is from RefSeq and is a predicted model, not a curated record. Gene Ontology annotation, cellular component: clathrin-coated pit; plasma membrane; cytoplasm. Gene Ontology annotation, biological process: clathrin-dependent endocytosis; clathrin coat assembly.
UGCAAAUGCAAAAGAAAAGGAUGAGUCCUCAACCUCAACUGUCAGUAAAGUUUACGCUAUGGAUUUAAAUAAAUUAUCAUCAUCUCGCGAUAGUCAAUCAAGUUUUGUGGCCUUGGCGUGAACCCUGAACAUCCUCCUCUAGUUUCGUUUAUCAGUAGUGUCAAGUUUAAUGUUUACUGUCAAUUUCAAUUUGUGUUUGUUGACUGCUCUGAUGUGAUGGAAUUUAACUUUGCACCAUGACAUUGGAUUUCAGCAACUAUUUUUGGGGUGAUAAGAACAAUGGCUUUGAUGUGCUGUACCACAACAUGAAAUAUGGUGCACUUGCAACAAAGGAAUUGGCAGAUUUCUUCCGAGAACGGUGUAAUAUUGAAGAAAAUAAUUCAAAGCUACUAAAUAAACUAGCAAAACAAGCGGGAAGUAGCUCGGUAAAUGGAACUUUUGCUCCACUAUGGCAAGUACUACGAGCAACAGUAGAAAAACUAGCAUCAUAUCAUUUUCAGAUGGUUCAAAGAGUAUCAGAAUUAGUGAAAGAAGUUUCAAAAUACGGAGAUGAACUUCAUAAGAAACAUAAGCUGGUCAAAGAUGAACAAAGUGGAACAUCUGAAGUUGUUCAAGCAAUCCAAUCAACAACUUUAACAUUGCAGAAGAUGAAAGAAGUCUAUUUACAAAGAGGUGUGGAACUAGAUAAAUUAAGAAAAGAAAAUGCCUCUCCUAGGGACAUUGAGAAGGCAGAGCAGAAACUAAAAAAAGCACAAGAAGACUACAAAAAUUUGACUGAAAAGUACAAAAUCAUAAGAGAAGAAUUUGAAACAAAAAUGACUGCUGCUUGUCGGCAAUUUCAAGAAGUUGAAGAGGCACACAUAAAGCAAAUGAAAGAUUUCUUAAAUACAUAUGCAGAAGUUAUUGAAGAUAACAAUACAUUUGUCGCUCAGGUCAAUCAUGAUUUUAAGAAGCAAUGUUUGGAGAUGACUGUCGAAAAACUGCUCGAGAAAUUUGUAUUGAACAAGUACACCGGACUUGAGAAACCAGAAUCUUUAGAAUUUGAGGAAUUUAACACAAAUGCAUCACCGAAUCGAGGACCUCAAAUGUCCACAGAAACGAGUGUUUCUUCAAAAUUAGGAGCAUUAGCUGCAAAUGGGGACCAGGUUUCUGCCAAAACUUCAAAACGCGAUGGUAAUGCGGGUAUGUGGGAGAAUAAAGCAAAUAAACAGUCCCGUCGUGCUACAUCCCUUCUCAAUCUCUUCAUGUCCAACUCCCAUGGUAUUUCCACUGUUUCAGGCAGUAAAGAGGUGUCAGUAAAUCCAGAAGGGGGUCCAACAUCGGCCCCAACCAGUCCUAUCUCUGCAGGUCUUACUGACAGUGGCAAUUCAGUACCCUCUUUAGCCCGCAAUCCUUUGCGUGGAUCAAAAUGGCUCAACACUUCAUAUGACUCGCCUUCCCCUUCAUCUGUGUCCUACAACAUCACCUCUUGGACAUCAGGGUUUCUAAGAAGUAGACGAGAAAAACGCAAAGAGAAAAAAGCUAAAAAGAAGAAAGACGGCUCUGCAGACACGACAAGUAACAAGGAAGAAAAAUCCGAUCUGGAAGAGAAAGAAGAUAGCAGAAAAUCAAAAACUCCAACCCCAGAAGUUGAUGAAGAAGGAUACUCAUUGAGGCCAAAAACAGAUUCUUGGGAGAAUGACAAAGGAAGCUUUUAUUCCAGUUCUGAUUCUGACUCAGCAGAUGAAAAAGAACGUAAAAUACAUGUUGAAAUCAAACCUUUAAGUAAUGGAUCUGCCCCAAUGAGUGCUAGUGUAGAUGAGCUACGCGCAACUGUCGGAACAUUAUCCCUAUCUCAAAUAGCACCAAUAGCUGGUCGAAGAGGCUCAACAGUGGAAGGAGAUUUAUCCAUGAAACGAUCUCAGUCUGUGUCUCAGCAAUUAGGAGGGAAACUAAGCUCAGAUUUAGUAGGUUUAAAUUUAUUCCAAAGUCCAACAGGAUCUAGUGCGUCAACACCCUCUGGAAGUCAUCCUUACGCCCCUCUCCAAAGUCCUACUUUAUCUGCAAAUAAUUCUGCUCCUACAAGUAUACCAUCAGCCACAUCUAGAUACUCAGAUCUUGGGGACCUGUUCUCGGAAGUAGGUGAUAUGCAACCAGCUUUACCUCCAAAGCAAUCUCGCCAAAGUACUUCAAGUGUUACCAUGGGUUCAAUUGCUAUACCUAGACCCCCUUCAAGGAGAGGAGAGGCUACAGGACCUAGAGGAAGGAUGAGUCCAAGCAGUAUGGCUCGAACCGACAGUAUUAAUAGUUUAGAGUUCCGGACCGCGGGUGUGCCUUUGGGAUCGUCUAGGGGUCCUUCUCCACUAACAAUUGGCAUGGCUGACACCAUCCCCCUAGCUGUUGCAUUCCAUGAAAUCAUUCACUCCUAUUUCCGUGGAACUGACGAGACCAGAUGUCAAGUAAAAAUGAAUGGUGAUAUGAUGUUAUCUUUCCCUGCCGGUAUUGUCGGUGUUCUAGCCAAUAAUCCAAACCCAGCUCAACUAUCAUUCCGUAUACGGAACAUAAACCGCCUUGAAAACAUACUGCCCAAUAAACAGUUAAUUAAUACGAUGCAGACUAUCCCUGAAAAUCAGAGAAAAAGAGAAUCUAUUCAGUCUUCUGGUGAUAAUAGUGUAUUUGAGUUUAACAUGAGUGCCUUAACUGCUUUACUCAGGAAACAAUCAGAACAAAAUCCCUCCGCCUCGUAUUUCAAUGUUGAAAUUUUGAAAUAUCAGAUCAAAGCCAAAAGUGGUGCUGGUUCAUGCCCUUUCCAAUUAGUCGCCUAUUGGAAGUGUGAACAAAAUCAAACUGACUUGAAAGUAGAUUAUAAGUACAAUAGCCAUGCAAUGGCUAAUCCGUCUCCCUUGCUAAAUCUUACCAUUGCUGUCCCUGUUGAUGGUGGUGUUCAAAAUGUACAGUCCAAACCAGCAGCACAGUGGAUACCAGAUAGUCAACGUGCGUUAUGGAAGUUUACCGAGUUAUCUCAACACACAGAAAAUCAUGGUUUUGGAUCCCUCCGGGCCAGAUUUGAAGUUAGUAAUGGUCCAAGUUCUCAGAGUACUAUAGCAACGCAAUUCAAUUGUGAAGGCACAACUUUAUCCGGGGCUGAUUUUGAAUUGGUUGGGUCCGGCUACAGAUUGUCCCUUGUAAAAAGAAGAUUCGUCUCAGGAAAAUAUAUUUGUGAUGGGGACCCAGAUGUCAAAAGUAGAUAUGCAGCGCCUCCAACAUCGUAUUGCUAACAGCUUCGAAAAUCCAUUUAUUUUUUCUCUUUCCUUAUCACAAUUAUAACAGUAUGUGCAAUCUUCAUUUUACUCCCACCUCUGUUUCCCUUUUGAGCUUUUCUCGCCUUCAAGAAAAGUAAAAUAUUGUUAUGGAACUGAAUCAGUCUCAGCUUUGGUACGUUAAGUUGACACUUGGAAACCACUGUCAUGAAUUACCAACAUUAUCUUUGCACCAAGAUGAACAUUUUUCUCAAAUUUCUGUCGGCUUACUGACAGAGACAGCGGUUACUUAGUCCUUUUCUAUUUAACUUUGAUCAAUUUAUUUUUGUAAAUUUUAACGCUUAUAGUUUGUUACGUUUUAUUUUUUGUUUUUCUUUCAAAAAUUAUAGAUGCAGUGUCAACUUAGCUGCCAUUGCAGUGUUAUUAGUUUUAAUGUUUUACCAUCCUGUUAAGACUCUUUAGUCAGAUGCAUUUGGCAAAUAGUUUUUUAAGUUUAUUUACUCUGUACCCGUUUCCCUCUUCUCAACCAUUUUAGUAUGUAAAUUUUAAACAAUACAGAAAUCCUUGUUAUGUAAUUUUUGCAAAGUAUAUAUCAUGCUUGGCACAAUUUUAUAUAUUUUAGUUAAAUUUUUUACAUUAUUCUGUAAUAUUACAUGUUGUUAGCCAAUUUCAUAAAACCUUCCAAAAAUAUUGCUCGAGUUAAAGUUUGCUGUCUAUAAAUAAUCAGCCCUUGCCCUCCAACCUCGAGUCUAAAUUAAAUUGAUCAAGUAUAUACUUCCUGUUACUGAUCAUCUGGUUUGUUAUCAGAUCUUUAUAAUACCUUACUUUCCAUCUGAUAUCACAAGCUGUGUAUUUUAUUUUGAUGUAAAAUUCUAAAAAUAUGUAUUAUCGGAAUGAUGAAGGUUUUGGCGUGGUGUUUGUCAGAGACAAAAAAUGAGCUUUGACAACUCCAGAAAAGCGAUGUAUUUUAUUUGUCUACAGUUGAAAUGAUAUAAGUAAAAUUAUGUAACUUCUUUUAAAGAAGUGUCUCCUUAAUCAACGAUUUGACUGUUUUCAAGGGUCACAUUUAGAUUGAUAGUGCAUCCAGAAAGAUAAUGAUCAAAAAAUUUCUUAGAGCUUUUUAGUUGAAGUACACCUGUGCUUUGAAUGAUGGAAUGUUACUUGCAUGCUUGGACAAAACGUUGGCCUUGAAAAUUUUAAAAGAAGUGAAAAUUUGUUGUAGGUAUUACUUUAUUAAGGAUGAAUACAUUUGAUUCCUCUCACAUGUUGUUCUUCUAAAAUACCAAGCCAUUUGACCAAAAAAUAAGAAAAAAUUGAUGGAUGGAGAAAAACUGUAAUCUGUGUACUGGAAGGAAGGCUUGCGUCAGAUUAAUGUAACCAGACAAUUAUUGGAUACAUUUUUUGAAGACAGUAAUCUUCAGAUCUUUAAAUUUGGUAACUGAAAAAGUUGUAAAAUUUUAACGUUUUUACAAUUUCUUGUUCUUACCAUUUUGCUUUGUAAUUAAAAUAGUGAUACAAUUUUUUA